ACAUGUACCCUUUGUCCUCCAAGAAAUUUAAUAGAUACAAUAAUAUAGUUAGUUAAACUUAGAAGUUAGAUCUCUCUCACAGUCAAAAAAAACUGUAACCAUGACCAAACAUGAACAUGAAACACCACCGUCAAACCGAACAAACCUAGCUUCAUGUUUGGUCGCCACCGUUUUCUUAAUCUUCAUUCUCAUCAUAAUCUUCACACUUUACUUCACACUUUUCAAACCACAAGAUCCAAAAAUUUCCGUCACCGCCGUUCAACUCCCAUCAUUCAACCUCACCAACAACUCCACCACCGUCAACUUCACCUUCUCUCAAUACACUUCUGUUAAAAACCCUAACAGAGGAACAUUCUCACACUACGACAGUUCCUUUCAGCUUCUCUCCUAUGGAAAACAAAUCGGUUUCAUGUUCGUUCCUGCUGGGAAGAUCAAUGCAAGAAGAACUCAGUUCAUGGCUGCUACAUUCACUGUUCAAUCUCUUCCGUUGAACUUGGAGCCCGAAGGGCUUCAAAUGGGGCCCACUGUGGAGAUUGAAUCUACGAUUGAAAUGGUUGGGAGAGUGAGAGUGUUGCAUCUGUUCAGUCAUCAUGUGGAAGCUAAAGCUGAUUGCAGAGUUGCCAUUGCUGUUUCAGAUGGAUCUGUCUUAGGUUUUCAUUGCUAAUUAUUAAUUAAUUAGUAUAAUUUUCUUGAUUAUUGUCUAAUUAAUCUCUUUCAUUUUUGUAACGUAACUGUAAACUAAAUUAGUUAGUUGAUUCAGGUGGCUAAAUUGACCAUCUCAAUAUUUAGAAUGAAAUUGAUUUAUCAAUUUACUUAAUUA
Messenger RNA from Medicago truncatula (barrel medic), 820 nucleotides. RefSeq lists its product as uncharacterized. The coding region runs from base 101 to 664 and encodes 187 amino acids. The transcript has a single exon. NCBI's taxonomy places the organism in Eukaryota, Viridiplantae, Streptophyta, Magnoliopsida, Fabales, Fabaceae. The record is from RefSeq and is a predicted model, not a curated record.